Molecule: messenger RNA, 1335 nt
Organism: Stylonychia lemnae
Lineage: Eukaryota; Ciliophora; Spirotrichea; Sporadotrichida; Oxytrichidae
Source: the annotation of a GenBank genome assembly
AUGAUUUAAGAUCAUAAUACUUAACAAAAGAGUAUACUUUUUGAAUAGAACACCCUCACCAAUACUCAUCAAACGCUUUCCAAGUCGGAACUGGGAUGUUGCAAGAAUUAAGAUUGGGCAAAAGUUAGAAAGAAACAUGCAAAGCCUUAAAAAGAAUCUCCAGGGAGUGAUCGAUCAUUUUUAAUAAAGUUCCCUCCUGAAUCAAAGUGGAAAGGUGCACACUGCAAAUACCAACUAAUAAAAGAGCCAAAUGAAGGACGUGCGAUGAUCGCUCAACAACUCGGUAUUUCAGGCUAAAGCACUCAAAGAUAGAUACAGAUUACGCUCACACUGUUGAAUCUCCUCAUGAUUACUCAUGAAGCAAAGGAAGAUUAACAAGAUGUCAAGAGCAAAGAACAUCUCUAGCAGGCUCUUAAGGAGAUAUUCGUGAAGCGAAGGGAUGCUAAAUAUUUCAGACCAUCAUAGGGUUACUCAAAUGACGGUCUAUGCCAAAAACCACUAAUUAGCGUAUCUCAAUCUGCAAGCAAGAUGCACUCCUCACCCUCUAGUUUAUGUCUCGAUACCACAGACAUCUCUGAUACAACUUAUUCGACAAGUCUCACAGGCUCAAUCAAAAGACUGAUUCAGGAAAACAAGGGGAACUAGAAUAGAAUACUGUAGCAGCAGACCACACGGAUCCAUGAAGAUUCCACCUUCGAAAAAGAUUUUGACUAAUCAGAGAUUCAACUCAAAAAAAGAAAAUCUUAAAAGAAGAGAGGUAGGCCGCCAAACAAGAGAAGGUGCUAGACUGAUUCAGGUUGUAGUAAUUACUAGGAAAGAUCGAAGACGAGUUCGAGCCAGUUAACUAAUUAUAGUAAGAUUAAAAUUUAAAGAAGUGAGACUUUUGAACAAAAUUAGAAACUAAUAAAUCCCAUUGAGUUCCUCAGCUCUGACCUGUAGUAAUAAAUAACGACUUCUGAAAAAUCACAAACAAGCUAGUUCAAAAUAAGCAUAAACUUAAAAAAUAUCUACUAUGACAAUGACUUAGACAAUAAGAGCUUAAUUGAUAGUGAUUUUGAACACAGUAAUAGUGAUGAUGAAUUCAGCAAUGAAUUUGACCAUAAGACAAACCAAGACAGUUAGGAGCAUGCUAAUUUAUCUGAUAUUUGCAGUUAAGACUAUCCUGAAGAUUUUAUCUUACUAGAUUAUGAAGAUGCAUCUCCUACUUCCUCAGAUCUUUUGGGCGUCUUAAGAUAGAUUAAGCUGCAACAAAAAUUAUUCGGGAUAGAGUUCAUGGUAGAUGAAGUUCUCAGUUAUGACCUAGACAUUGUAGAAGAUAAUUCUAUUGCAAUUUGA